Molecule: messenger RNA, 1764 nt
Organism: Dioscorea cayenensis subsp. rotundata (Guinea yam)
Lineage: Eukaryota; Viridiplantae; Streptophyta; Magnoliopsida; Dioscoreales; Dioscoreaceae
Product: EIN3-binding F-box protein 2-like
Exons: 1
Coding region: 1-1764 (587 amino acids)
Biological process (GO): SCF-dependent proteasomal ubiquitin-dependent protein catabolic process
Cellular component (GO): SCF ubiquitin ligase complex
Molecular function (GO): protein binding
Source: RefSeq, a predicted model, not a curated record
AUGGCAAGAAAGAAGCUCAAUGGAGAUGAUCAUCACAUUGAUAUACUCCCUGAUGAAUGUCUUCUCCAAGUCUUUAGCUUCUUGCCAUCUCCCCGUGACCGAUGUUCUUGCGCAGCCGUGUCGAAGAAAUGGCUCUUCCUCCAACUCCACAUGCGGUUUUCCGAUUUUCAUCAUGAUGUAAACCAAGUAGAAUGCAGCGAAGUAUCAAGAAGUCUUGAAGGAGAGAUGGCUAAUGAUGUUAGAUUGGCUGCCAUGGUUGUUGGAGUUUAUCCUCAUAGUCUCACUGAGCUUACAAUCUUGCAAGGCUUCUUCUCAUCAUCAUCUUCUUCUUCUUCUUCAUCUUUGAUCAGUUAUAAUGAAGUUGUCACUGAUUUAGGGUUGAAGAUCAUAGGCUUCACUUGCCCUACUCUCAAGUGUAUCACUCUUUCCAAUUGUGCUUAUGUUGGUGAUGCUGGCCUUGCAUGCAUUGCUGGAGGUUGCAAGAACUUGGAGAAGCUUAAUAUCUACUCUUCUUCGAGGAUCACCGAUGACGGUCUCACCAUCAUUGCAAAGAACUGCUUGAGAUUAUCCGUGGUUAACUUUGAAUCAUGCACAUCGAUCGGAAACCAAUCACUCGAGGCUAUCGCAGAGUACUCAUCCAAGCUUGAAUCCAUCUCCUUGACCAAAUGCCAUCUCAUUGGCGAUCCCGGCAUGGUUUCCAUCGUCUCAAAGCUUCCUAAGUUAACGAGGAUCAGUCUCGUGUCGAUGGAGAUUACCGACAAAGUCCUCAAGGUCAUAGGAGAGCAAGGGAGAUCUCUAGAAGUGCUAAGCUUGGAUUCAAUCAAAGGAACAACAGAGAUUGGAUACUCCUUCAUAAGUGGAGCUCAGAAGCUCAAGGUUCUCACAGUGAGCUCUUGUUCCUCUUUAACAGACACUAGCUUCAUCUCUUCAUCAUCCAAUGGUGGCUUCCCAAGCCUCAAGAGAGCAGAGUUUAGAAACAACAAUGGUUUAACAAACAAAGGUCUGAUCAAACUGACAGAAGGAUCACACAUGUUGGAGAAUCUAAAGCUUGAGAAAUGCCACAAAAUCACAACUUUUGGACUGAUGCAAGCUCUAUCCAAUUGCAGCAACACAAUAAAAAAACUAUCUUUGGUGCAAUGUGAUCAAAUUGGACAGCCACCAGUAAUUCCAUCACCUCAACCAGUCUUGUUCUCAAUGAAGCUAAAGAAAUGCAAAUCAAUAGGAGAACCAUUUCUAGCAUGGAUAGGAGAAUCAUGCAAAGAAGCAAAGAAGAUAGCAAUGGUGGGAAUGAGCAACGGGAUAACAGACACAGCAAUGUGCGCAUUCCUGAAAGCAAUGGGCGGGGGUGGGAGUGUGAAAAGCUUGGACUUGAGCGGAAGCGGGAGGAUCAGUGACUGGAGUGUGGCAGCGGUCACUGCGGCAUUUGGUCGAACACUUGAAAGGCUAAGUUUGGUGGGGUGCAAAAGGGUGAGUGAGGAGGCGCUGGGGGUGAUCGGGGAGAGGUGUGGGAAGCUUGAGGACUUGGAUUUGUCCCUGUGCGCGGUGGGGGACGAGGCGCUGCGGAGGAUGGCGAGCUCGCGCGCGCUGAGGUUGAAGACGCUGGCGCUGGCCGGGUGCGGAGGGGUGACCGACGAGGGGCUUGCAGCGCUGGAGCUCAUGGGGAUGAGUCUCAACGGUCUGAAUUUGAUCAGGUGCUCCGGGAUCAGUGCUCGUGGGAUUGAGUCCAUCCGUGAGAUGCUUUGGAGGUGUGACUUGGUAUUCUAG